CAUUCUUCCAAAGGAUCUCUAUAAAUUCUCUCCAUUUUUGUACUGAAAGAUGAAUCCGAUCUCUCACUUACAUACACGUAAUGGGGUUUUUUUCUAAGUACAGAAAGUACCAGGUUUUGCAGAUUAUUAUCUCAACCGUUUUCAUAUUGGGAUCAUCACUAGCUGGUUCAACACUCGCAGAAUACCACCAAAAUACGGUAGAGUACAAAGCGAUAAAUUGUCGAAAGCAUAGUGCAGUUUUGACAGAUUUUGGAGCAGUUGGCGAUGGAAAAACAUCCAACACAAAGGCUUUUGAAGAAGCAAUUAAGAAACUAAGCAAGUAUGCACCAGAUGGUGGAGCACAACUUAUCGUACCCGCAGGAAAAUGGUUAACUGGGAGUUUUAAUCUCACCAGCCAUUUCACUCUUUUUCUUCAUAAGGAUGCUGUUCUUCUUGCUUCUCAGGAUGAGGAUGAAUGGCCACUGCUCACCCCAUUGCCCUCUUACGGGGGAGUAAGAGAAAACGCUGCUUUUGGAAGGCCUGGUGGUCUCAUUUUUGCUUCAAACGUAACCGACGUCAUAAUUACUGGCAACAAUGGCACGGUUGAUGGCCAGGGUGCAGUAUGGUGGGAAAAGUUCACAGAGAAAAAACUGAAAAAGCUGGAGAGGCCUUAUCUGAUCGAGAUCAUGUACUCUGAUCAGGUUCAAAUAUCGAAUAUAACCUUGAUUAACUCUCCGCAAUGGCAUGUUCAUCCUAUUUAUAGCAGCAAUCUGUGGAUUCAGGGGGUGACUAUUCUGGCACCGGUUGAUGUUCCCAAUACAGAUGGGAUUAACCCAGAUUCAUGCACUAAUGUUAUAAUCGAAGAUUGCUACAUCGUAUCUGGGGAUGACUGCAUCGCAGUUAAGAGUGGACUGGAUCAAUAUGGAAUCAAAGUUGGGAUGCCUAUGAAGCAACUAGUCAUAAGAAGGAUAACAUGCAUUUCCCCUAAGAGUGCUGCCAUUGCUCUUGGAAGUGAAAUGUCCGGUGGAAUCGAGGAUGUUAGAGUUGAAGAUAUCACAGCCAUUAACACUGAAUCAGCUGUUCGAGUCAAAACCGCUGUUGGAAGAGGAGGUUAUGUAAAAGACAUUUUUGUGAGAAGAAUGACCCUAAAGACAAUGAAGUAUGUCUUUUGGAUGAUAGGCUCUUAUUCGUCACACGCUGAUGAGGGAUAUGAUCCAAAAGCACUGCCUGAGAUCACAAAUAUAAAUUUCAGAGAUAUAGUAGCUGACAAUGUAACGAUUCCGGGGAAACUAGAAGGACUCGGCGAGGGAAAUCCUUUUACAGGGAUUUGCAUUUCUAAUGUAACAAUGACCUUGGCUGAGAAACAUAAAGAACCAGCAUGGAACUGCACUGAUGUAUCGGGAGUUUCAAGCAAUGUGACUCCCAUGCCAUGUGCUGCGUUGCCAAAGAAAAGCAUGGAUUGUCCCUUUCCAGAAGACCAACUUCCGAUUGAGAAAGUUAGGCUCCAAACUUGUUCUGCCACUAGCUAGAUCAUGCCCCAUCCAGCCAUUGCGGUUCUCCUAGAGAUGAAUAAAAUAGGUUGAGGUUCCUAGACAUUAACGAAUUGCAGAAUAUUGUUUGUGUUUUGUAAGCCCAGAUAAGAGAAAUGUGUAAAUCAAAUAAAAAAAGACUUGCAGCUUUUUCUGUUUUAGUUCAUCAGCUUAAUAUAUUUGAUUGAUCAAGAAGGAUGGAUUGAAUGGACAAAAUUAUUGAUUUAACUCAUGAUCAAAGUGACUACAGAUGAACAGAAAGUUCAUAGCUUCAUCUCUACAGAUGAAUAAAAGAUGUCUACAACCUCUCAGAAGUCAGAUUAUCCAUGAUCUGUUAGGAACAAAAUCUUCUUACACCGGCGUGAUUGUCUGGUGGAUAUUAAUCUUUCUUUCUUUCUGUCUUUCUUUCUCAUGUGUACUAAAAUCACCUUCACCAAAUUUGUCAACAGUGCGACUCUCUUGCUGCGUUUUUGCCAUCUCUCCUUUUCGACGAUCCUGCAUCAUAUAAUCGGACUAAUAAACCCAACGUGUUCUGAAGUUUUAAGAAGACAAUAUUCGUAGUUCUUACAUCAUCAAGCAAUAAGUCGCGAGGCUCAAGCAUGUGGAUCACAUCUCCCAUUGCAGGCCUCUGCUUUAUAUCACGAUCAACACACAGCGAAGAGCGAGCAAAAGCAUUCGUUUUAGUUCCUUGGAAGGUGGCAUAUCUGGCAAUUUAGGAUCCACCACAAGCGCAAUUUGAUGAUUUGCAAUCAUGGAAGUUAACCAGUCAACCAAAUACACCUGCAAUGAAUGAAUAAUUUCUAUGAUCAACAAAACAUUUUUUUAUAUACGGAGAGUAAAGUAAAACUAGUAUCUUGAAGAUAAGAAAUCUGUUCUUGAGGCUGAU
Populus euphratica (Euphrates poplar) is the source of this 2394-nucleotide messenger RNA. RefSeq names its product probable polygalacturonase. The record is from RefSeq and is a predicted model, not a curated record. NCBI's taxonomy places the organism in Eukaryota, Viridiplantae, Streptophyta, Magnoliopsida, Malpighiales, Salicaceae. Gene Ontology annotation, biological process: carbohydrate metabolic process. Gene Ontology annotation, molecular function: polygalacturonase activity. The transcript is spliced from 6 exons. The coding region runs from base 81 to 1508 and encodes 475 amino acids.